AUGCUUCGCAACAUCGCCCUCGUCGCUGCUCUCUUCGCAAGCACUCUCUCUGCCCAUCCCCUCGAGGCAGUGAAGGAAAAACGUGGGGAUGAUGACUGGGUCAGUCCCACCUAUACCCGCAUUUUCCAGGAUCCUCUCGUCAUACCAACACAGUUGCAACCUUUGACAACCUACACCAAUGCCACAACUGGCGAGACCUUUGAAUUUUUCCAAAUUACCAUUGAUGACUUCACACAGCAAGUCUACCCAGGCCGCCAGCCUGCGGAUCUGCAGGGAUACAAUGGGCAAGUUCCGGGGCCCUUGAUCAAGACGACUGUAGGUAGAAGAUCAGUGGUUAGAUUUAUCAAUAACGUGGCAAAGCCCGCGAGUAUCCAUCUUCAUGGGUCGCCGAGCAGGCCGGUUUUUGACGGGUGGGCGGAAGAUACUAUUGCAACAGGGCAGUACAAGGAUUAUGUUUAUCCUAACUACUCACCGAGGACUUUGUGGUAUCAUGAUCAUGCUGUUCAUAUUACCGCCGAAAACGUUUUUCAUGGCCAAGCGGGAUUUUACAUCGUUUCGGACCCUGCCCAGGAAGCUGCACUUGCACUCCCCCAGGGUGUUUACGACAUCCCAUUGUUGAUCGUCGACAAGAUCUAUCGAAGUAACGGCAAAACGCUUUCUCCAGCCACGGAAGACGACAGUUACUAUGGCGAUGUCAUCCACGUUAACGGCGUCCCAUGGCCCUUCCUCAAUGUUGAGCCCCGCAAAUAUCGUUUCCGUCUACUCGAUGGCAGUACCAGCCGCUCCUACAAAAUGAGCAUUGAGACCUCUUCUGGCGCCAAAGUUCCCAUGAAGGUUAUCGCUACUGACGCUGGUUAUGUCGAGAACCCUGUCAAUACUAACACCUUGAUUCUCGCUAUCGCUGAACGUUGGGAAAUUGUUGUCGAUUUCUCUUCAUAUGCUGGGAAGAAUCUCACAAUGAAGAACGCUCGUGACUUCAGCAGAAAUGAGGACUACGCGCAGACCAAUAAGAUCAUGCAGUUUAGAGUUGGAACCACUGUGUCUUCGACUGCCGGUAAUGGAGCUGUGCCAUCAACUCUGGUCGAUCUGAACUUUCCGGCGAACACUGGAACGAUCGAUAGACACUUCAAGUUUGAGCGUACCAACGGCGAAUGGAGGAUCAACGGGCUUGGAUUUGCGGAUGUUGCCAACCGUAUCCUUGCUAAGCCAAACGCUGGUGCGGUGGAAGUGUGGGAGUUAGAGAAUAGCUCUGGUGGAUGGGCUCACCCGAUUCAUAUCCAUUUGAUCGACUUCAAGGUCCUUACCAGGAACGGGAGAGGGGUGGAGCCGUAUGAAUCGUCCGGUUUCAAGGAUGUUGUCUUCCUUGACGAGAAUGAGACUGUGACAGUGAUUGCCAGAUACCACCCAUGGACUGGACAGUACAUGUUCCACUGCCAUAACACUGUCCAUGAAGAUCAAGACAUGAUGGCUGCCUUUGAUGUCGGCAACACCAAGGCCGUGCCUGCCCAGGGAGACCAGUUCUCGGACCCUAUGAACCCUACCUUCAGGGCUAGUGCCUACACUGGUACUAACGUUGCUCAACUCAUGUCGGAGCGUCUGCCCUACUUUGCGGGUCUCGACAUCUACUCGCAGAUGCCUGUGUAA
Morchella importuna is the source of this 1644-nucleotide messenger RNA. RefSeq lists its product as uncharacterized. Gene Ontology annotation, molecular function: oxidoreductase activity; copper ion binding. The transcript has 8 exons. Lineage: Eukaryota; Fungi; Ascomycota; Pezizomycetes; Pezizales; Morchellaceae. The coding region runs from base 1 to 1644 and encodes 547 amino acids. The record is from RefSeq and is a predicted model, not a curated record.